This is a messenger RNA of Iphiclides podalirius (scarce swallowtail), 2499 nucleotides long. The record is from the annotation of a GenBank genome assembly. NCBI's taxonomy places the organism in Eukaryota, Metazoa, Arthropoda, Insecta, Lepidoptera, Papilionidae.
AUGAGACAAGAAAUAGAAAUUUUGAAGUCAAACAUACACACGGUACUGAACAGUAAUUUAUCGGACAUAAAAAAUUACAUUUUAGUGCCUUUCGACGAUCCGGGAUUUGGACCACCUUUAAUUUUGCAAACGGCAGACAGACUUAUGGAACUGAUGAAUAUAAUAGAGGUCAGCGGGGGAAACGAUUGCCCCGAGAAUUCAAUACCAGCUAUCGAGCAAGCGAUAUCUGUCAGCAAACCGAAUUCUUUUAUAUUCGUGUUCACCAACGGCUUUGCCAAAGACAGUAGUAAAUUGAGUUCAAUACGACAACUAUGCCAAAGUAAAAACACUCAGGUUAUAAUAUUUUUGAGCGCGAAAUGCGUACCGGUUGGUAGGGAUGCAAUUGGCAGCAUUGACACUUACUUUGAUGUAGCCAAAGCCUGUUCCGGCUCCGUUUUACAAUUUGAAUUAGGCAACUUUCGUCAGGUGUUUAAAAUCAUGAGAGAGUUAAUUAAAACCGACUGGACCGAAGUAACUGCUCAUAGGGAAUUCAUAGGAACCAAACUUUUUACAUUCACAGUUGACAAAUCUACAAAGGAUUUUAUGAUAGCGGUGUCUGGGGAUUAUCCGACGGUAAAAAUUACGGACGUCAGUGGCCAAAGUGUUCCUAUCGAAAAUAUCGCAAUAACUCGCGAUUCUCAAGUCAUUCGGCUUCAUAAACCAGCUUUUGGGGACUACAAAGCGAAUAUUCUGUGCCAAGGGCCAACUAUGACAACAUUUUAUAGAAGAAGGGAACUACAGUUUCAGUAUGGGUUUUCACCAAAGAGACCAAAAAGUAUGAGGGAGACAAGCGCCUUGCCUAUACCUGGUGCCACAAGUUUCAUUUGCAUUUCAAUAGCCGAAAUCACUAUAGAGUUGAAUUCCGUACACGUAAGUUUUGACGGAAAAAACACAAAAGCCAUUAACGUUGAGAUCAUCGAUGAUAGGAAAGGUCUGUACGCCGCGCAGGAAUUCUUCGAGCCUGGGAAAUCAUUUAAGAUAACGAUUUAUGGCCGUGACUCAUCAUUUUAUCAAGUUAUAAAAGGAACGACUGGUACUUUAAGGCCACAAAAAGAAGUGCUGGCACCUAUGCGAAUGAAACCAAAAAUACUAAUGAUCGAACCGGAAGUAGCAUUAGUGGAAUACAACAGUAACUUCACCGUGGCCUGCAAAGUUUCUGGAUAUCCAAAACCAACUAUCACUUGGCAAGACCAGGAAGGGACAACUUUGCAGUCCGAGGAUGCUCUACUAGAAACCCCCUACGUGUUUAUUAGUUAUGCCUACAUUGAACGCGUGAGUAAAAAUAGCACAAUAUAUUGCAAGUGUGAAUAUCGGGAUGACGAGGACUCUCUGACAAUGGACCUCUUCGUGAACAGGACUUUCAACUUUGAUGUCAUUAAACAUCCUGAGAACUCGACCUUUGAAUAUGGGGCAGAAGGGCAGCUGUACUGUGAAGUCGAUGCAUAUCCAGAAGCUUCUAUUAAAUGGUACCACAAUGACACACUUGUUGACGAUUCCGAUUACCUCGAGGUUCUCCCAGAUGAAAAUAAAAUUGUAAUCAAAAACAUGACCUUAGACACUACCGGUGACUACAGAUGCGAAAUUAGUAAUUCUGUUGAGGAAAAAACUUUUACCGCUAUUGUGGACAUUGAUAUAGAUCCUCCGGAAGUAUUUUUGAACUAUUCAGAGCUUGUCUUAAAACCCGGUGAUUGGGUAAAUAUCGAAUGCAUAGUGACUAAGGGUAAACCGGUGCCCGUUGCCAGCUGGAAAUUCAUGACGGAGAAUGGUUUCGAGGAGAUACCAGAUGGCGUGAGCGCCGAAGAUAGAUUUCUAAAAAUUCCCUCGAUCAAAACUGAGCAUAUGGGCGUCUACAAAUGUGAAGCGAGCAAUGUGGCAGGUUCUGACUCAAAGGAUAUUGAAAUAAAGGUUGAAUAUGCUCCCAAAAUCAAAAUUUACGAUGAGUUAAAAGAAGUGAAGCAGAGUGAGCAAGUGCAACUGUAUUGCGAAGUUGACGCUAUACCAAAAGCUCGAGUCAGAUGGGUGAUGACGCAAGGUGAUGUCAUAGUGCCUUUAAGUAAUCGACACAAAACCGACGAGUGGAACACACACAGGUUUAUCGCUCUAUCAAGUGACUCCGGCAACUACCACUGUAUCGCGGAAAAUACCGUAGGGAAAGCUGAAAGGACCAUCAUAUUGAAUGUUUUGGUGGAGCCAUACAUCGAACCUCCUCCGGUGAAAAUGAUGACACUUAGGACAGGUGAUACAGUAACAUUGCCUUGCAUUAUUAAUUACGGCAACCCCAUCCCUUCGACGAAAUGGGAAUUCAUAGCUUCAAACUCGUCCGUCACGACGAUAUCAAGGGGAAAAUCUACAUCGAAUCUAAUUUUAAAAAAUUUAUCGAGAAGACAUGAAGGGUCAUAUAUAUGUGUUGCUGAAAAUACAGCUGGUUCAGAUAGUAUAAACAUCAUUGUAAAAGUUAUA